AUGCCUACCGCCGGGGUGGGCGCCCUGUCGCUGGAAGUAAUCGGCCCAACAGCUGACAACAGUGGCGAGCGAGGCAAAACAGCGCCUCUCGACGUGACCCGCUACCCCCACAUCCUCGAUGUGGUCGUGAAUGUGGCGCGCCACGGCUCUCUCAUCGCGCUGCGCGCCGCAAACCGCGCCUUGCGGGAUCGGUGCGACGCACUGCUCGCCGCACACCUCGUGCUGCGCUACUUCCCCCCCUCGCCACUGGACCCAAAGCACUUAGUCCCCGCAUACCUCUCCUCGCGCGGGGGGCGCGUCCCCGCGCUCCUAGACUGGAACAGGCAACGUCUAGCCGAGGACCGGGCGCUCGCGCUCGCCGAGCCGCACUACAUACCGGGCAUGACGGAGAUGAGCCCGCUGCGGGGCGACGACUACCUCUCGGACGCGGACAUCGACGGCGUCGCCAUCGCUUUCCUCCCCGCCCCGCCGUGUUUGGCGGGCGCGCGCGUCCUAGACCUCGCGGGCGCGCGCGACACGCACCUCGCCAAGGUCUUGGCUCACUGCGCGCCGCUCGUACGCACCGGCCGCGAGCAGGACGGGUACCACGCGCUCGCGGCGGGGAGAUGGGCGCCGCGCGGCCUCGCGGUCCCGCGUGCGGUCGUGUGGACGCAUCUUUGGGACUGGGGGCACAGUGGGCCGCACGACUACGACCACGGGCCGCACAUAUCCCUCCUUAGCGCCCGCAGCCUCGUCCUCAAUCUGACGUUUGACCCGCACGCCACGCGCAACUCGUGCUUCAUUGACAUCACGUAUGCCGAUGCCGUGGAGGACGUCACCGUCAUUUUCCAUGCUGAAAGCGGGUUUGUAGGACGCCUCCCCUCUCACCCGUACAUGGGCGACCUACCCACACCGCCGCCCCAGCGGACACUCCGCCAGGUUGUCACCGCGCUGUACUGCGGUUGCGAGAUGCCGCACACUUUCGUCAAUCUCUCCGCUAUCCCUGCCUCUUGGUGGGGACAGGAAGGGUCAUGGGACGACAAAAGGGCUCGCAUUACGCUGCACGCCGCCUUGCUUGAGCGCCACGCCGUCGAUCCCCACCCGAGACUCCAGGUGGACGCGUUGCUUGACAGGUUCACGGUUCUGUCACUGAAUGAGUAUCGUGAGAUGGUGGGCGAGGAGAGGUUUGAGCUGUUUACCGGCUGA
This is a messenger RNA of Cutaneotrichosporon oleaginosum, 1185 nucleotides long. RefSeq lists its product as uncharacterized. The record is from RefSeq and is a predicted model, not a curated record. Lineage: Eukaryota; Fungi; Basidiomycota; Tremellomycetes; Trichosporonales; Trichosporonaceae.